CCGAGGCCUAUGCAGCAGUGGGAGGGGGGCGGUGACAAAAACCCUGUAGUUUAAUAUUUUCCCCUUUCAUUUUUCUAUUUUAACAAGUGCUAAAACAGAACGUGAAUAAAGGUCUGCGGUUAUCAGCGUCUCUUUACGCACCGCCGGCGCAGUCGACCGUUCGCUGUCUUGCCUUGACCAGUCUCGCUUCGCAAUGCAAUGUUAGCUUAACAUGAGAGAAAAGCUGCUGCUCCCAUGGAAACGCACUUUGAACCCAUGUGCUCUCGCUCACCAUGACACCGAGCAGAGGAUUCUGGGAUUGAUGCGGGACUCCCACUGAUGGCCUCGACUGGGUGUCAGCUGGCCUGCUGAAGCAAUGGGAGGCUGCUGGAGCUGUCUGUACAGAGACACAAUCCCAGACAACCACCCCACCAAAUUCAAGGUGACAAACGUGGACGAUGAAGGGAACGAGCUGGGCUCCGGCACCAUGGAGCUCACGCAGACCGAGCUUAUCCUCCAUACCAGGAAGAGGGACGCCGUUCGGUGGCCCUACCUCUGCCUGCGUCGCUACGGAUACGACUCCAACCUCUUUUCCUUCGAGAGCGGCAGGCGCUGCCAGACGGGCCAAGGGAUCUUUGCGUUCAAGUGCUCGCGUGCGGAGGAGAUCUUCAACCUGCUGCAGGAGCUCAUGCAGUGCAACAGCAUCAACGUGGUGGAGGAGCCUCUCCUGAUCACACGGGCGGGACACACCCCCGAGCUGGACCUGCCCCGCACGCCGCAGACCCCCAACACUCCAGCAUACACAGUCCAGGGGUUUCCCAACGGAUACCCAGGGUACCCCAUCAGUGCAGACUCCUCCCACCAGUCCUCACGGCAGCCCUCGGUAGCUGACGACCACGGCCACAGCCUGAUGGGCCUGGAUGACCAGGCCCACACCUAUGUGAACACAGCCAGCGUGGAAGGGGAGAUCCGAGGCCGCCACUGCGUCCACUCGCUGCCCGAGGUACGCCCCAGCACCUUCUCCGAGACCACGCGGGGGGUGGCCCCCAUGGGGGGCCAGGGAGGCGGGCAUCCCGGCAUGCACUGCUACCCUCUGGAGGAGCACGAAGACCCUCAGGUCUUCCUGCAGACGGCAUCUCAGGAGGCCAAGUUCAUGCUGGGCCCGACCCCCGCCCAGCGGCGCAUCAUGGAGCUGGAGAGGGAGAGGCACGCGCACCACGCCCACAGCCUGCGUGCCCUGGAGGACGGGGGCGUGGCCUCAGAGAUGGAGGCGGGCGGGCAGCCCCCGCCCGUGCCCCCGAUGCACCUGAGAAACCCCCACUCCUACCACCACCACCACCACCACAUGGUGCAGCACCACGGCGGCGCCGAGCACCAGGAGGGCUGCCACCUGACCCGGCUCACCUACGAGAACAUCAACGGCAUGCGGGGCGGGGCCCGGAGGGGCGGGGCUGGCCGGCUCAAGAUGUGCCCCGGGAGCGUGUCGCACUCCGGGGGGUCCAGCAGCAGCAGCAGCGGCGGGGGGGACAGCCACCCGCACUCCGUGUCCCUCCCCCACUCCCACUCCCACUCCCACUCGCUCCCCCACGCCCCGUCCUCCCUGUCCUCGCAGGGCUACGGCUGCGAGCGCGGGAUGGGCGGCGGCCACCGCAAGACGGCGCUGCUGAACUACGAGAAUCUGCCGUCGCUGCCGCCCGUGUGGGAGUACCGCGCCCUGCAGAGGGAGGAGCAGCAGGACGAUGAGGAGGACGACGAGGAGCAGGACGAGGACGACGAGUACGAGGAGGAGGACUACGACGAGUACGAAUUCUCCGAGGGGCCCGGCACGCCCAACGGCUACCACCAGGACGGGGACGGCCUCCACGGCGACGCCGUGCGGAACUACGUCAACACCGAGCAGAUACAGCUGGGCCCCCACCGACGCUCCGGCUGCCCCCCGGCCUGCCCCCCCCGCGGACAGCAGUGCCACCGAGCAGGCGGCGUCUUCAGCUUUGAUUUCCGGCGGGGGGCGGGGCGAGGCCCGGGCGGGGCCAUGCACGGGUGCGAGCACUCGCACCUCCCCAAGUCACGGCAGCUCAACUACAUCCAGGUAGACUUGGACGGAGAGUCGGAGCGCGAGGCCAUAGGAGGAGGGGACCCCUCGCAACAGGGGCAGCACCAGCCCCCCCUCCCGUCCGCCUGCGGCCCCCCGGGGGCCCGGCGCAGCGAGUUCUACGCCGUCAUCGACCUGAAGAAGACGGCCGCCAUGUCCAACCUGCAGAAGGCCCUGCCGCGGGACGACGGAACCUCGCGGAAAACUCGCCACAACAGCACCGACCUGCCGCUGUGAAGGGCUAGGGGGCGCUAGCGAGGUAGGGAAUAUGGAGAGAGAGAGACUAAGGGGUAAAGGCUGGGGGAGGGGCACCCCAAGACUGCGCCCCCCCAUUCUGCCUGCCCCCCACCCCGCACUGAUUGCACUGACGGAGGCAGGCCCAAACACUUCACUUGAAAGGAGAUGGAAAAAAAAAUUCUAAUAUAAUUCCUCAAUUAUUCAAAUAAUGUAUAAAGACCUGUUGAAAGUUUGGUUUGAGUUUUUCCUCAUGUGCUGAUCACUUUUGGCAAAGCCAGUAGCCCUGGUGGUGGUUUGGUUUGGGGGUUGGAGGAGGACAGUGUGUAUGUGUGUGUGUGUGUGUGUGUGUGUGUGUGUGUGUGUGUGUGUGAGAGGCAGCCAUCCCUCAGGGUCUGCCCGUCACACUGCCUGCUGGGUGCCCAUCACCUCUUCCCUCAAGCAUUCUAUUUAACUGUUCAUAUUUAUUUUGAUGUUAUUUUAUUUAUUUUUUUAUUUGGGCGUGUUUUUUUACUUCAAGAAAUAUAUUUUUCUCUCGAAAAGGGCCAACUUUAUUUUAAGGUACAUUCACGCACCCUUCACGCACUUUCAUAAGCCUAUAUUUGACUCAGAUUUCAUCAAAAUUCAUCUCUAUAUUUGUACGAAUAUGACUAUUACUGGUAGGAAAUGGAAGGAGGAGCAUGGACUGUCAGCACAAAAAUACAUAUUUAACAUAUUUAUUUACAUAUCAACUG
Megalops cyprinoides (Indo-Pacific tarpon) is the source of this 3039-nucleotide messenger RNA. RefSeq names its product fibroblast growth factor receptor substrate 3 (gene frs3). The record is from RefSeq and is a predicted model, not a curated record. Gene Ontology annotation, biological process: cell surface receptor protein tyrosine kinase signaling pathway. Gene Ontology annotation, cellular component: cytoplasm. NCBI's taxonomy places the organism in Eukaryota, Metazoa, Chordata, Actinopteri, Elopiformes, Megalopidae. The transcript has 7 exons. Bases 356 to 2308 code for a protein of 650 amino acids.